This is a messenger RNA of Mangifera indica (mango), 2080 nucleotides long. RefSeq lists its product as uncharacterized. Lineage: Eukaryota; Viridiplantae; Streptophyta; Magnoliopsida; Sapindales; Anacardiaceae. The coding region runs from base 233 to 1894 and encodes 553 amino acids. The record is from RefSeq and is a predicted model, not a curated record. The transcript has 2 exons.
UGAGCCCCCCAACCUCCAGCUCAAAAAACUCCAAUAUGUACCCUUUACUGGUUUCACGAUCAUCUCGUUCCUCUUUCUCUCUGUCAUUUUCCUUUUCUUACUCCAUUAAUCUGAUACACGAACUCGAAUGCUUCACACUUCCACUCUAGAUCCACCUCUCUCAACACUAAAACCGCAAGAAACGUUACAUUAAAACUCUUACACUCCACAACUGCUGCUCAACCUUCCAAGAAUGGGAGUCUUAGCGGAGUCAUGGUGUUUCUGCAAAGGACUCUCCAAAACUGAGCGAAUGAAGGGUGCCAUUUUCUCCGGCAAGGGCCCCUCCAUGGCCAGAAUCUCCGCCGCCGGAAAUGGGAUCUCAGGUACCGGUUUCUUAAUCCACCGAAAUCUUCUUUUGACUACUCAUGUCAAUCUUCCUUCUGUCGCUGCUGCUGAGAGUGCCGACAUCCGCCUCCAAAACGGCGUCACUGCAACUCUCGUUCCUCACAGGUUCUUUAUCACAAGUCCAAUCCUUGAUCUUACAAUAGUAGGUUUAGAUUCCAUGGAUGGAGACUCAAAUUCCCAGGGUCAGCAGCCUCAUCCCUUGAAGGCAUGUUCUAAAUCAAACCUGGAUCUUGGGAGUGUUGUUUACCUGCUAGGCUAUGCAGAGAAGGAAGAAUUAAUAGUUGGUGAGGGAAAGGUGGUGAUAGCCACUGACAAUCUAAUUAAACUAUCAAGUGACGGAAUAAUAUGGAGCCCAGGAUCUGCUGGAUUUGAUGUCCAAGGGAAUCUUGCAUUUAUGAUUUGUGAUCCUAUGAAACUAGCAACAUCUCCUAAUAUGAAAUCAUCUUCAAAUUCGUUAUCUUCCUCCUCAUCGUUGAAGAAGGAAGCUCCUAUGCAAUUUGGUAUUCCUAUUCUCAUCAUCUGUGAUUGGUUAAACCAGCAUUGGGAAGGCAGUCUUGAUGAAGUUACGAAACCAAAACUACCAAUUAUUAGAUUGAUGUCCACAGGCCAGAAGAGUGAACAUUCUUGUGCUUCCUUUACAGUGAGACAGGUGUUUAAGUCAGAAGACAAAGAUGCUGGGACGCCAUCUUCAUCAAAUGUAAUAUCAAAAACUUGGGAUCAGAAUGGACCAGGCUGUUCCAGUGCAGUUAAUACUGUUGAGGAGGAAACUUUCAGUACUGAUCCACAUGCUACCCAUGUGCAAGGGAUACCUACUCCAGAAAUAUAUGAAUCCCCAAAGUUGACCUCAGCUCCAAUUCAGAGGAAAGUAAGUGGUCAAAUCCAGCUGUUGGAUAUUAACUUCCCUCCAAAGGAUGCCAAAGUUGCAGUCCAAUUACAGCCACUCAAACAACUGUCCCUGAACACUGAUGAGAAUUGUGUCAAAAAACUUCCUCCACAAAGUCGAUUGAGAGAAGAAGACCAAAUCCAGGUCAGAGGGUUGGCCAUUCCUAUUGAAGAUACUGAGAGUGCUGACAUUGCCUUCACAGGCUCUGUAAAUGGGGCCCAAAGUGAGGUCCAGUCUAGUUCAUCUCCAAUAGAAGUUUCAGAGAUGCAUAAUGGAUAUAGCAGUGUGGGAGAGACAACAAUGUACUCGGCAGAAACUGCUGAGAGUCGAAACUAUACAAGUCCUAGAGAAGGAAGAUUUCAGCAAGUGGGGAGGAGCCAAAGUUGUGUGAGUUACAAUAGAUGGGGAGCUGUUCAAAAGAACCCAGUGGCUCGCCAGACAAUGCUAGAAAAGCAGAGAAGCUUCAUCAACGGGAAGAAGAUUUAUUCUCAAGGAGCAACUCCUCAAAGGAGUAAUGACUACUACAGCCCAACUGUCUCCUCAAUCAUGAAGAAGCGGAACAACUCAGAGCAGCCAAGUAGACCUCAGCAAAGAGCUGUUCAUUCAUCUCCAAGAUGGAUGUUCUGAAUCAUUCUUGACGAGUGUUAUACCCAACCAAGGCCAAGAAGAAAUAUAUAUAGAUUUUUAACCCUUUGUUACUGUUCUUUUAUUCUUACUCGAUUUACAUAGAUUGUAUCUAAUUUAUUUUGACUUUGUGCAGACAGAUUGAAGAUGAAUAAGAAAAUUCACCCAGGGGAUUGUAAUUUGGUUCAA